AGAGCGAGCUCUGGAUGCGCAGAUUAUCCCGCUACACUGAAUUUGACCUCAGCAUCACUCCAUCCGCGCUCCAUUACUCGAAAUGUGGAUUUAACGUCUUUUGUUAUCUAUUUUUUUUUUAGACAAUUUGUAGAAUAAACCGGAUUCUCCUUCGGUGGAAUACAGUCUUUAUCAUAUGAGAUUGUGUACAUUAACAUGUGGCGAUAUAGAAUCAGAACCAAUAUGGAACAUGUCUGUUUUAAUCCAGAAAGUCGACUCAACGGAACAUCAUCAGUAAAGCCUAUCUAAAUAGUAGAAGCUGACCAGUUGUUCUAAUCUAAAGGCUAUUUGUUCUGUUUGGAAUUCAUCCUGGUGCCCAUAACAGGAUUUAGGAUAGCAUGUGUCAAGAACCUCAAUGGCCUCACCUUCUUCAAUCAUACAUUUGUCAUCUAAAGGAUUUUAGGUUUCUUCAAUGAUCUUCACCAUUUGCCAAAAAACAUAACUGAGGAAUUUUAUUUUGCUCAUUGCAAUCUCGUAGCAUAACCACUGGUUACCAUGCCUCCCAUUUGCCGGCCCCAUUGUAUACUAUUACUGCUCAGCACCUUCCUGAGUCUUGGUUUGGGCCUGGAGUUCACAGGCUUAGAGGGUCAGUGGGCGCGCUAUCUACGCUGGGAUGCCAGCACCAGAAGUGACCUCAGCUUUCAGUUCAAAACAGCUAUAUCAGAUGCUCUGGUUCUCUACUUUGAUGAUGGAGGAUAUUGUGACUUCCUGCUCCUGAGCAUUGAGGAAGGCAAGCUGAAGUUGCAUUUUAGCGUAGACUGUGCAGAAACCACUAUAAUCUCUGACAAGAUGGUAAACGACAGUCGCUGGCACUUUGCCACCAUCAGCAGGCACAACUUGCGAACCGUGUUGGUACUGGACGGAGAGUCGAAGGUGGAUGAAGUGAGACCGCAAAGGCAGUUCAUGAAGAUUGUCAGUGACCUGUAUCUUGGAGGAGUUCCUCAAGACAUUCGAACAUCUGCCCUAACACUAGCUUCAGCUAAGGAGAUGCCACCGUUCAAGGGGAUUAUUACAGAACUGGUUUACGGGAAUCAGGUUCCAACACGCCUAGGGAGCCAAAAGGUCUGGUUAGAGAUGGAAGGCUUGUGUACAGAUAACCCCUGUGAAAAUGGAGGAAGUUGCAGCAUGGCUGACGGUGAAGCUUACUGUGACUGCUCCAAAACAGGAUAUGUAGGUCGUUACUGCAAUGAAGCUGUCAACAAAACCCCUGGGUUCGCGCAUAUGGUGAAGUCUCCGCAAGCACGCGAGGACAACGUGGCGACAUUCCGGGGUUCGGAGUACUUCUGCUAUGACUUGUCUCAGAAUCCUAUCCAGAGUAGCAGUGAUGAGAUCACUCUGUCCUUCAAAACUUGGCAACGCAAUGGUCUCAUCCUCCACACGGGCAAGUCGGCUGACUACGUUAACCUAGCGCUGAAAGACGGUGCUGUUUCGCUGGUCAUCAACCUGGGCUCAGGAGCCUUCGAGGCUAUCGUUGAGCCUGUCAAUGGAAAGUUCAAUGACAACGCCUGGCAUGACAUCAAAGUGACACGCAACCUGAGACAGGUGACUAUAUCGGUGGAUGGUAUAUUGACCACCACAGGAUACACUCAGGAGGACUACACUAUGCUGGGCUCAGAUGAUUUCUUCUAUGUGGGGGGAAGCCCAAGCACUGCCGACCUGCCUGGAUCUCCCGUCAGCAAUAAUUUCAUGGGCUGCCUGAAAGAGGUGGUUUACAAAAACAACGACAUACGACUGGAACUCUCUCGCCUGGCCCGCAUUGCAGACCCGAAGAUGAAGCUUCAGGGAGAUGUGGUGUUUAAAUGCGAGAAUGUUCCCACCCUAGACCCUAUCUCUUUUGAGACACCAGAAUCCUUCCUCAGCCUGCCCAAGUGGAACACCAAGCGUGUGGGCUCCAUUUCCUUUGACUUUCGCACUUCAGAGCCCAACGGACUAAUCCUUUUCACUCAAGGUAAGCCCCAGGACAAGAAAGAUUCUAGAAGCCAGAGGAGCAACAGAGUGGACUUCUUCGCUGUGGAACUUUUAGAUGGAAAUUUCUAUCUUCUGUUGGACAUGGGAUCAGGAACGAUUAAAGUCAAAGCCACACAAAGUAAGGUCAGUGAUGGAGCCUGGCACCAUGUGGACAUCCAGAGAGAUGGAAGAUCAGGUGAGUAG
Messenger RNA from Carassius gibelio (silver crucian carp), 2190 nucleotides. RefSeq names its product neurexin-3b-like. NCBI's taxonomy places the organism in Eukaryota, Metazoa, Chordata, Actinopteri, Cypriniformes, Cyprinidae. The record is from RefSeq and is a predicted model, not a curated record. The transcript is spliced from 7 exons. Bases 535 to 2190 code for a protein of 551 amino acids.